UGGAUUUAGUGUGUGUGAAUAUAACAACAAAAGUAAAUAAAAAAGAGGUUAUUUUAUUUUACACCUAAAAUAUUGUGAACCUUCAAGAAUAUUUUUUAGUUCGUCAUAUUGCAUUGAUAUUGCUGGUGUGUUAUCAAGAUGACAAAGUCGAAUAUUAGCAUUAGCUUCGACAAUGAAAGAGGUUCAAUGGAUGUAGCAUCUGAUUAUUGUGACAACGUUAGAGACGAAAGACAAGUUAUUACUCUGCAAGGUACCACUGCACAGUUUAAAAAUGUACAUGAACCUCGUCAAUUUGCUAAUGUACCGAUGCAGUUGUAUGAGAGUGUUAAUAGAGUGACCACAGAGCCAAGAACUACCAGAGAUAUAUGGAUUAGAUUGAAGCAGUACAAGUGGACCAUACUUGCAUUCGUAUGUGGUGUUAUCCUGACACUAGUGAUAGUUGUCCCUGUGAUGUUAUCAAAAUCCUCAUCACCGGAAAAUGAUGACCAGGCUGAAUAUUUGUUUUCUCUGAAAUUUGUCAGAAAGUCGACUCAUUCAUUAGUGUUCAUGUCCGAUGAUAAUACCGUUCUGGGCAAUUCUUUCACUAAAGAGACCCCGAAUCCCGUGAAUCAUCCGGAACAGUUGAACAAUUACAAAGGAACAAUUGGAGAUAGAUGUUUAACCUCUACAAGUAAAAUGUACUUUGAAAUUAGGUUCUUGUUCAAAAUAUUAAAGUCCCUGAAUUAUGACUCAACAUCCUUAGUCCUUGAAGUAGGAGUGGCUAGUCGUAACGAAAUAGACAGUAAACAUUAUGUAGGAAAUCACGGGUGGUCGUUUUUCAUUAAUAAUUGCAAUACUAGCAUAUGCCUUAUAGCCAAACAUGGAACUACGAACACGCGUGAGGAAGUGAAGAUGAUAGACACCACUAAUACAGUUGGUAGAGUGGACACAGGAAUACUUGGAUUCUUUGUUAAUAUGAACCGCAAUGAGUUCUCUGUUAUUGACAAGGACAGUUCGAAUAUAUUGUACACGUUUACAAAAGUAGUGUCCGCUGAUCAACUUUGUCUAGCGUUUGGUGUUUAUAAUCCUAAAACUUUUGAAACAAAACUUGAAAUAAUGUAUGCGUACGAUUUUAAAAAUCUUCCAAUUAUUAAUGUGAUUGCUUAG
Messenger RNA from Mytilus trossulus (common blue mussel), 1146 nucleotides. RefSeq lists its product as uncharacterized. The transcript is spliced from 3 exons. The record is from RefSeq and is a predicted model, not a curated record. Lineage: Eukaryota; Metazoa; Mollusca; Bivalvia; Mytilida; Mytilidae. Bases 139 to 1146 code for a protein of 335 amino acids.